CCCAAAACCAUCAAAAAGAAAAAGAUAGAAAAGUGGUGAAGAGGGAGUCCGCAACUCGUUGCCCCGGACUGCGGCUGUUCCUCCAUCGUCUGAAAUCGCUAUUUUCACAUCGAAUGGAUCAAGACGGGGGCGAAAGAUCUCAACUUUGACUCUGCAUUCGAACAGCUAAUCGAUUUUCUUACGAAUUGAGUUUAUGAGCUUCAUCAACUUCCCAGAAGUGAGAACGUUUUGGUAGAGUGAUGCAGAAAUUGGGCGAUUUCAAUCUUCCUCAGUUCUUCAAUUACCCACCAUACUUCACCUUGCAGGCGGUGAGGGAUACACGAGAGAAGCAAAUACAGCUAUGGAAGGAGCUUAUCUUGGAUUACUGCAAAACCCAGAAGCUUUUCAUUAUUGGGCUUGAAGAAGAUUUUCCUCUCUUCUCAAAUCAUGCCAUUGAUAGAUCUUUAAGUCAUGAAGCUAGGGAAACAUUCCUCUCGGCCCUUGUUGGAGAAGGGCGGGCGGAGUGGUUAGACAAAGGGCACAGGAAGUGCCUGAUUCUAUGGCACCGGAUUCAAGAUUGGGCUGACAUAAUUCUGCAGUUUGUGAGAGAGAACGGAUUGGAGGACAGUGUCAUGACCGUCGAGGAAAUACGUUCAGGAACUGAAUCACGGGGAACAGAACUGAACGGAAUAGAGAGGACAGUUCUAAUGCGGGGGUUGAAGCUGCUGGAAAACAAGGGCAAGCUUGCAUUGUUCAAGGGAACUUCAGCUGAUGAUGAUGGCGUCAAGUUCUCUGCUUGAUUCUCUGUAAUAAUCUUAUCUGGUGAUAACACAUUUCGACAAAAAUCUUAUGAACCAAACUGAAAUCGGAUUCAGUAAAAAAAAUCAGUUGAAUCUCUUCUGUUUUUGGGCAUGGACCUCUUGUAUUAUUGGUGUCGCCUUCAGUAUUUUUUGGCCUAUAAUAA
Molecule: messenger RNA, 943 nt
Organism: Tarenaya hassleriana
Lineage: Eukaryota; Viridiplantae; Streptophyta; Magnoliopsida; Brassicales; Cleomaceae
Product: vacuolar protein sorting-associated protein 25
Exons: 8
Coding region: 240-779 (179 amino acids)
Biological process (GO): protein transport to vacuole involved in ubiquitin-dependent protein catabolic process via the multivesicular body sorting pathway
Cellular component (GO): ESCRT II complex
Molecular function (GO): structural molecule activity; protein homodimerization activity
Source: RefSeq, a predicted model, not a curated record